AUGUUUGCUCGAUGUUCUACAAGUAUUUUAAAUUGCAAUGAUAUUUAUUUUGCAAGGAUUGCUUACCAAAGUUCAAAAGCUGCAUUGAGCAAGAACGAAAUCGAACGACAGAAAAAGGCGCUUGGCAAUGCCAGAGUUUCUUCUCGUAUUACUGGGAAAAUUAGAAAAUGGAUAAGAUUUUUAAAGGCAGAAAAUUCUGCUAUUCAAAAUUCAGUUAUGGAGACGACAAAACGUUUUGAGUCAAAAUGCCCUGAACUUUCCCUUUCUGUUUUAAAUUCUUGGCAUGAGGCUCCAGAAGGAGUUUUUGUUGAAUUUUCCUUUCGUAAGUUAGAGAGUAAUAACGUGCUAUCUGAAUUCUCUUCUAUUUUUAAAAAUGGUUCACAUGUUAUUUUGAAAUCAAGAAAUGCCCCUUCGACUGAGAUUCCAGCCGUUAUUGUGUAUUUCAGUCAUGGGAAAUUAAAAGUCAUUCUAAAAGGCCAUCAACUAAGCCCAAAUGCCUUCCGCGUCAACAGCACAUGGAUAUUGAAUUUUGCGGAAAUUAAUUUUUUUGAGCGUUUACUGGAAAUGUUUAGAGGUGAAAAUUUAGUAGAGUAUCCUGGUUAUGGACUCUUAUUAAAGUCAUUCAAGAUUGGAACUGUUAAUAGAGUUUUGAGAGACAAAACGAAGAAUAUAAAAAUUAAAAAGGAAUUUGACGAGUCGCAAAAGAGUGCAAUUUAUGCGGCAAUAAAUGAUAAAAGAAAUUUUGUUGCAAUCCAUGGACCUCCAGGAACUGGCAAAACUAAAGUUAUUGCAGAAAUUGUUUAUCAGUCUCUCAAGAAAAAUGAACGUAUAAUUGUAUGUGCUCCCUCCAAUAAAGCUGUUGAUAAUGCUUUAAUUGCUUGUCUAAGACGUGGAAUCGAUGAAAAAGUUUGUCUGCGUCUAGGACUUACAAAAAUAAAUGAAAAUAUCUCAUCAACACAUUUUGCUUCAAUUUUUAGACAACACACAUUUUAUGAAAGUCUUCAAGAUUAUUGGAACAGAAGGGAGAAAUUUAAUGAAGCAGAUAGUGAGUAUUUUCAAAAAUUUGGUGAUAUUGUAUCAAGAGGUUCUAAACUUGAGAUGUUUAUUAAUAGAUCGCUGAUUAGGGACAUUGAAGUUGUAAGUUUGUUAUUUUAA
Messenger RNA from Meloidogyne enterolobii, 1155 nucleotides. The record is from the annotation of a GenBank genome assembly. Lineage: Eukaryota; Metazoa; Nematoda; Chromadorea; Rhabditida; Meloidogynidae.